Solea senegalensis (Senegalese sole) is the source of this 2748-nucleotide messenger RNA. RefSeq names its product dopamine beta-hydroxylase (dopamine beta-monooxygenase) (gene dbh). Gene Ontology annotation, cellular component: secretory granule membrane. NCBI's taxonomy places the organism in Eukaryota, Metazoa, Chordata, Actinopteri, Pleuronectiformes, Soleidae. Gene Ontology annotation, biological process: octopamine biosynthetic process; dopamine catabolic process; norepinephrine biosynthetic process. The transcript is spliced from 12 exons. Bases 333 to 2189 code for a protein of 618 amino acids. Gene Ontology annotation, molecular function: copper ion binding; dopamine beta-monooxygenase activity. The record is from RefSeq and is a predicted model, not a curated record.
CAGAGGAAAGACCCAUUACCAACCGGGGCUCGGAAACCCGAGAAAACCUAAAGACAGAAAGAAGUUAGUGAUACUCAAAAGAAAGCCAAACUUUUCAGGGCACAAGGCCCUGAGAGGAUAGAAGAAGCAUGGGAAGAAGAGAGUAAACAAACUGUCUGAUCACUGCACGGGAAAUAUCGAGUCAACGAACUGACAAGGUAGCAAGACCAGUGAGUUUGGGGAGUUGCACUACAGUAUAUACAGAGCUGCAGCGUGGGGAGAAAAACCUUCCACUUGCUGCAGAGUCAAAAGAAGUGAGAGAUUUUGGGCUGAAGCUGACGGUCACGAGGGUGAUGAGGAUUUUCAACAGGAACUUUCGCCUCCAGGACAUCACCAUCAUGUACUUCACCGCCCUGGCUACUCUAAUGAUCAUCUUAGUUGCUUCGUACCAGGCGCCGAGCAACGCCGUCAACAUGUCCAACCUCAAACCAAAAACCUCCAUCCCUCUCCCGCCUCUCCCCAUGCCCUUCCAUGUGCCCCUUGACCCACGCGGGGAGCUCCAGCUGGCCUGGAACAUCAGCUAUGACAACCAGGAGGUUUACAUGCAGCUGAGGGUGGCAGAGCUCAGAUAUGGCGUGGUGCUGGGGAUGUCCGACCACGGGGAGCUGACUAAUGCUGACCUCGUAGUGCUGUGGGACACUGGGACCAAGAGCUUCUUUGGGGAUGCAUGGAGUGACAGCGAGGGUCACGUUUCGUUGGACAGCCAGCAAGAUUAUGAGCUGCUUGAAGCCAAACAGAAACCAGAUGGAUUCUACCUGCUCUUCAAAAGACCUUUCAGUACCUGUGAUCCCAGAGACUACCUCAUUGAGGAGGGGACUGUGCACGUCAUCUACGGCUUCCUGGACAAACCGCUCGCCUCGCUGGAGCAGCUCAACCUGUCCCGGAUCCACACGGGGAUACAGAGGAUACUGAUGCUGCGCCCUGACUUGCCCUCUCCCACUCUGCCUCCAGAUGUGCAGACGCUGGACGUUGUCGCGCCAAAUGUCAUCAUACCAAAUCAAGAGACCACCUACUGGUGCUUCAUCCAGCAGCUGCCUGUAAACAUGCCCAAGAACCACAUUGUUAUGUAUGAGUCAGUGAUCACUCCAGGUAACGAAGCCAUUGUGCAUCACAUGGAGGUGUUUGAGUGUUCGCCGGAAAUCCGUGACGUGCCACAGUACAGCGGCUCCUGUGAUGACAAGAUGAAGCCGGGCAAGCUCAACCUCUGCCGCCAUGUGCUGGCUGCAUGGGCUAUGGGUGCUGAGGCUUUUUACUACCCGUCUGAUGCAGGGUUGCCCAUGGGUGGACCAGGCUCCUCCAGGUUCCUUCGUCUGGAGGUCCAUUACCACAAUCCUCUCCUUAUAUCUGGCCGUCAUGACUCAUCAGGGAUACGGUUGCAUUUCACCCCAAGCCUGAGGCGGUACGACGCCGGGAUCAUGGAGCUGGGCCUGGUUUACACUCCUCUCAUGGCUGUUCCACCCAAACAACAUAACUUCUACCUCAGCGGUUACUGCACCUCUAAGUGCACCCAGACUGCUUUGCCUCCAGGAGGAAUCUAUAUAUUUGCGUCCCAGCUGCACACGCAUCUAGCAGGACGUGGGGUGAGGACGGUGUUGGUGAGGGGAGGCAAAGAGCUGGAGGUGGUACAGGAGGACAAACACUACAGUACACACUACCAGACCAUCCGAGUUCUCAGAAAGAUGGUGAACGUUUUACCCGGCGACGUCCUCAUAACAAAGUGUACGUUCAACACAGAAGACAGGAGCAAGCCUACGGUGGGAGGCUUCGGCAUCAUGGAGGAAAUGUGUGUCAACUACAUUCACUACUACCCUCGGACUCAGCUGGAACUGUGCAAAACCCAUGUCGAUCCAGGAUACCUGCAGAAAUACUUUGAUUUCAUUAACAGGUUUCAAGGGAAUUCUCAGUGUGUGUGCGCAGACGUCGGCGUGACAGAGCAAUACUCACAGCUUCAGUGGGACGCGUUCACUGCAGAAGUGCUGGACUCCCUUUACAACACAGCGCCCAUCUCAAUGCACUGCAACCAGUCGAGCGCACGUCUCUUUCCUGGAGAGUGGGACAAGCAGCCUGUACCUGCGGUGACCACCGUCCUCCAAAAACCUCACUACCCGUGUGAGGGUCGAGCGCUGCCCAGCAGCCAACCCCCAGUGUGAGCUCAGGCUGGCACAGCCAGGGGAGAGGUCACAUGACCUGGGGCAAGUUAAAAGGGGCUGCAGCCACUUUAAGGCAGAAUGAAGUCUAUAGUUUCAUUUCGGGUUCUGGAAGCAACGGAGGCCUCAUAUUUAGUUUGUGUGUUAUUAGCAGAUACACAUGAAUACACAUGAUUCCUGACUGGCAUGUGCCAACCUAAACAAGUGCAACCACAGCAAAGUGCUUUUGCUGAUUCAUUACUGUCGAAUUACUUGCAUUUGUAAAACUGUAUUUUCAGUCCUUUGCUUGUACUGUACUGUAUACUGCUACGUGUUCUCUGUCUGUUAAAUAUUUAAUGUCACAAAAAUAGUAGUUGUCAAAAAACAUUUAUUCAUACAUGAAUGGCUUUGGACAGAUUUAAUGGCUCCAAAUUAAUAUUAGAAUUUAACUUGCCAUCACAACUGUUCACUGAUCUUUGUUGUUUUUUGUUUUGUUUACAAAUGGGUCCAAAUAAACAAGCUAAUCUAUGGAAGAGUAUUAGGGCCACAAGAGAAAAAAAACAAAACUCAAAUUGAAAUAAAG